Scleropages formosus (Asian bonytongue) is the source of this 984-nucleotide messenger RNA. RefSeq names its product olfactory receptor class A related 5 (gene ora5). Gene Ontology annotation, biological process: G protein-coupled receptor signaling pathway. NCBI's taxonomy places the organism in Eukaryota, Metazoa, Chordata, Actinopteri, Osteoglossiformes, Osteoglossidae. Gene Ontology annotation, molecular function: G protein-coupled receptor activity. The transcript has a single exon. The record is from RefSeq and is a predicted model, not a curated record. Gene Ontology annotation, cellular component: plasma membrane. Bases 1 to 984 code for a protein of 327 amino acids.
AUGGACACAGCGAAAUGGAUCGAAUCCUUCAUCCGAGCCCUCAUGUGCCUGCUGGGGAUUCUGGGAAAUAACUGGCUGGCCAUCUGCUCACUUCCUGACCGAGCAUCUCGUCUGCGUACAAACGAGGCUCUUUUCCUCAACCUGGCUGCAUCGAACCUUAUAACGAAUUGUCUUGUUGACUUACCAGACACAAUAGCAGACUUUGCCAACGGAUGGUUCUGGGGGAAGUUCUACUGCAAGGUGUUCAUGUUCUGCGCAGGUCUGUCAGAGACCAGCAGUAUCUUGUCCACUCUGUUGAUCAGCGUGUUCUGGUACCAGAAGCUGGUGGGGUCCUUGAGACGCGGUGGGGCUCCUGUAGCGAUGGACAAUUUGCACCUGGUUGCUCUUCUGCUGGCUGGAGGCUGGGUCGUUGCCAUGGCCUUCAGCAUUCCACGCAUGUUUUUCGCCACCUUGGAGACCCAGAACCAGAGCAGAGCCGAAUGCACCGACAGCUUUAGAUCAAAGAGGGCAAAGGAGAGCUACGAGAUCACCUACGUAACCCUUGCUAAUGCUAUACCCAUUGCUGGCAUUGUUUUUGCGAGCAUUCAAAUUGUGGUCACCCUUCUUCAGCAUGAGAAGCGCAUCCAGACUAUGGGCUCAGUUCCCCGCCCAGCUGCUGCCACUUCCCAUCCAGAUGGAGCUGAAAAACCUACAGUGGCUAUAGAUCCUCCAGCCAGAGCAGGUAUAAAUAUCCCAGCGGCCAGGCCUGACAAACCCACCUCCAACCCGAGCUCCCAGGUGAGGGCAGCCAAGAGUGUGGUAGCCGUAGCCAGCGUCUUCCUGGUCUGCUGGAUGACCCACCUGCUGCUACAUAUCUACAGCAAUGUGUCACAUGUGUCUGUGUUGGUGGAGAUUGCCAGCUACAUCGCUGCCUCCUACACCAGCAUCAUCCCUUACAUCUUCCUCUAUGGGGUCAGGAAGCUCUCCUGCCCCUGCUGCAAGUAG